Messenger RNA from Paramecium sonneborni, 509 nucleotides. Lineage: Eukaryota; Ciliophora; Oligohymenophorea; Peniculida; Parameciidae. The record is from the annotation of a GenBank genome assembly.
AUGUAAUAUUCUCAACCAUAAUACGAUCGACCCCCCUACGAGGCAGUGUACCAUCAAAAUCAAUUUAAUCAAUAAAAUUAAGGACCUUACUAAAAUUAAAUGGCAGUUUAUCCAUAGUAAUAAGGUGGAUAUCCUCCUAAUUAAAUUUAAAAUCCAUAAUAUUAAGGAUAACCUUAUUAAUAAGUAUAUCCAAAUCAGUUUCAAGGUAACUAUCCACCUUAAUCAACUAAUAUUGGGUAUAUUUUUAUCAUUCUCAUAUUAGUUUUAACUUUUAACCUGGUAUAAUCUUGGAAGGAGAUAAAUUAUGCUUUUAUUGUAAUAGGCCAUAUAAUCUUGUAUAAUAAAGAAAAAUUGGAGGAUAAGUUUUUCUGGCAUUUCUGUUGCUUUUAAUAUUUUUCUGGCCUUUGUGCUGGUUGCCAUUUGUCAUGGAAGACUGCAAAGAUAAAUAUUAUUAUUGUUCAUAAUGUGGUAAAUUAAUAUAUAAAAGAUAAUAUACUAUGAUGAGUUGA